GUUUAAUUGAGAUAAAUAUGCAUUGAUUAAAUAUAUAUAUUUCAGUACAACAGUAUAACAUAUAAAACAGUUUAGACCUGUCAUGUAAUAGAAAAUAUCUCUGAUUUCGCAGAUAAAGAGAUUUAUAAUGAAAGAAAGCAACUAAGUUUCCAAACACAGAUUCAAAGCAUCUUUAUUAAAUACAGCAAUCCAAAGACAAUAUAAACAUAACCUAAUUUGACUAUGUCCUGUUUAGCAAAAUCACAAUUUAAAUAUUUGAGCAGUAAUAAUAUUAAUAAAUUUCACCUAGCUGAUAGUGACGAAGACAAUGAUGAAUUUAAUUUUCAGUUUGUACCUGUCAAUCAAUUUAAAAAUAUCGUAAAGGAUGUAAAAAGGCAGAGAACACGCAAUAAAGAAGAACAAGCUUGGACUACAUUUAUAAAAGAACAAAACCAAUUAGAUAUAAAUUGUAAACAACCUUACUCUGAUGAAAAAUAUAAACCUAAUCGAACACUUGCAGAAAGCUUUAGAGAUGUUGAUAAAGAGCUUUUGCGUCUUGAAAUUGACACAUUACCACAGUCAAAGUAUAAUUCUGACUGUAGUUCAUCAAAAAAUCAAAGAAAACAUUCAGUAGCUAAACUUGAUAAAAAAAAUUCACUCCUUAAAAAGAAAGACAGAAUAGGCAGUGCAAACUUAUUGACUAUCCCAGAGGAAAAAAAACAUUACUACACAAUGGAAUCACCAAUACAUUAUAAUCAAUGUGGACAUACCUUGAAGAAAUCUCGUUCAGAUCAAACAAUGAAAAAUACCAGAUUACAUUCAAAAUUUUGCUAUAGUACAGAUAAUUUAGACUAUAAUUUGAGUCCACAUUCUGAUUUAUCAUUUCAUGAUAAUGAUACAAUCCCAGUACGCCCAGACCCAGUGGCUGUUGCAAAAAUUUUAAAUAUUCAAAGAAAAAUAUUUACAGUACUUAAUUCAAUAUCAUAUGAACUUGACAGAAUUCCAUUACCAGAUGGAGAUGAUGAUUUUCUCAGAAGACAUCAGCGUAUUAUAGAAUUUUCUACGAGAUUAUCAAGAAAUUAUUUAUAUGAACUUAGCCGACAAAUUUCGGACAUUCAGAGGCAUAUUAAAGCUAUAUCGCCUGACAAUAAAAUGAAAUUAAACAGAAGAGGCAUUAUAUUUCAUAUGCAGAUUAUAGAACAAAAAUUGAUAAGUACUCAUCAGCUACUGUUGACAGCUUUGAGCGCUUAUUGGAAACAUAUUCCUAGUUCAGUAUUAAAAAGCCAUCCUGGAAAAUUGAAAGAUCUGUUACAAACAGUUCUGGAGCUUAAAAAUAUUUGCACCGAAAUAAAACUUACUCCUGAUUUUUAUUGCUCAGGAGAUAAUAGAGAUACAUUUUUAGGAAAUGAAACUGAAAAUCAAUGCACAUCAAUAUUAAAUAGAUUUCGCCCGAUAUCCGACAAUGAAUCUCAAGUUCCUAGUCAUAGAACCAGGUCAACCGCCGCAACACCUUCACGCGGUAAAAAGUUAAAGAAUCGAAAUCGUCAAAUUGCCUUAUCCAAUCGCUUUAAUAUGUACGCUGUGGACAUGAGAUUAGGAAAAAAUUCCCAUGUAAAUAAAACACGUAGUGUGUUUCAGAUACCAAAAAAUAAAGAUCGUAGUUAUGUGUCUGUUAAACAGUGUCAGAGUAGUAUAUUACCACAGUCUAAGAAAUCGUUAUUGUCGAUUGAAAAAAUAUCGAAAGAAACUAUUACAAAUAAGAGCUCUAAAAUUAAUGUACCCUUGAAAGAAGAUGAUAUUGAAACUAUGAUGGAAACUGUACUAUCAGAUUUCGAUAUAGAAAGCUGCAAAUCAGUGAAAACAUCUAAAAAGCACAAGAUUCGUGAUAAAACACAUCAACCAAUUCAUAUUCAAAUAAGUUCUAAGGAAUCUGAUAAAAGGCUGAAUAAAAAUCGGAUCGAUCAUAUUGGUGAAGAAAAAUUAAUAGAUAAUACGCAAAAACAAACUUACUCCUCAUCUUUACUACCUUUGAUAGAUCUAUUAUCUUUAAUUCAUAAUAGAGAAGAAAACACAUCAUUACCAUUAGCCUCUAUUGACACUUUUUAUGAUUUUCUUAAAACCUGUCAAAGUAAAGUAGAAAUACAUGAAUUUGAAGCUCACUCUGUUCGUGACGAAAAAAAGUGUGGUGAAAAGAAUAUGCAAUUAAUAUGCUAUGCAUCAAAAGAAAAUAAUAAAAAUAAUAUUACUAAGGUGGAAGAAAGUGAAGAUUCUUCAAAAUUCAAUGAUGCAGCUUGUCGAAUUAAUUGUGCAAAACGUAAUGCUACUUAUGAAUUAUCAGUGUCUGAAUCUGUUGUGUCAUCUCUUACAGAUUAUAGAAAUGAAUACCAGAAUAUGAUAAAAUCAAACCCACUGUAUACUAGUAACACGCAAAAUAAACCAUGGGAAGUUGUCUCUUGGAUUGCCGAUAAGCUUGUAGAUGAAUUGAUAGUGGAACUGUGUGAUGACUUUCAGAUAGAAGAUGUAAUCAAAAAACUAUUUGAAUUGGAAUUUAAAGAAUUUUAAUUAUUUUAAAAUUGUUCACGUACCGAAUU
Molecule: messenger RNA, 2570 nt
Organism: Phymastichus coffea
Lineage: Eukaryota; Metazoa; Arthropoda; Insecta; Hymenoptera; Eulophidae
Exons: 5
Coding region: 223-2541 (772 amino acids)
Source: RefSeq, a predicted model, not a curated record